Messenger RNA from Pocillopora damicornis (cauliflower coral), 558 nucleotides. RefSeq lists its product as uncharacterized. The record is from RefSeq and is a predicted model, not a curated record. NCBI's taxonomy places the organism in Eukaryota, Metazoa, Cnidaria, Anthozoa, Scleractinia, Pocilloporidae.
AUGAACUGGAUUUCGAAGAAAUUAAGAGCAGGUGUUCAAGAGAUCAGAGAGCGAACAGGUAAUGGCGUCACUCAGGCGGAAGAUAUAGGAGCAUUAGUGGAUGAAAAUUUAUUCGAAAGAGACAUUCUGCUUGCCACGAAGAAGCUCGCUUCUUCAUCCAACAUUUCCGAAAGAACACAAGCCGUUAAAGACCUGGGACAUUUGUCUUGGUCAGGAGGUUCGUCCGCGGCUGCGUUUUCCGGAAACCAAUUCGUCAAUUUACUCAGUCUGUUAAAUAAUCCAAACGAGCCUGCUGCCCUGAAAAUGCUCACGGUUCAUGCAAUAGGUGAAAUAUGUUGUGCAAACAAAGAAAAUCAGGAUAAGGCAAGAAUGUAUGGUCUUGUUGAGAAACUUACUGAGUUUCUAAGCACCACAGACAGUGCUCCAGACUUUUCUGCUCUGAGACGUUCUACGGCUGCUUGCCUGCUGACCCUCGUGUGUGAAAAUCUGGAGAAUCAGAAGGCUCUCCUUCGCACAGACAAGCUACAAAUGAUGCACGUUCUCGAUGGGCAAAGAUGA